Messenger RNA from Cyclopterus lumpus (lumpfish), 3268 nucleotides. It is a transcript of the gene lmbr1l, whose product is annotated as limb development membrane protein 1-like. Bases 137 to 1618 code for a protein of 493 amino acids. The record is from RefSeq and is a predicted model, not a curated record. The transcript is spliced from 17 exons. Gene Ontology annotation, molecular function: transmembrane signaling receptor activity. Gene Ontology annotation, biological process: signal transduction; receptor-mediated endocytosis. Lineage: Eukaryota; Metazoa; Chordata; Actinopteri; Perciformes; Cyclopteridae.
CAGCAGGCUAGCUCAGCCAUUUAAAUGCCGCUGUGCUACACAGCCACGCAUCCAUGGCUUCACUAACAAGAUGCACCAUGUUUUAACUUUUUAACCCACGCUUUGGAGCCUGAGAUCAUUGUUAUGUUUUCGGAGAAUGGAAACGGAUGACGUAUCGGUUCGAGAGCAACUUUUCCACAACCGUGUCCGGGAGACCAUAAUCUGUGUGCUCCUGUUUACAUGCCUCUACAUGGUGUCCUACCUCAUACUUACCCACUUCAAGAAGACUGCAGAGUUUGUCACAGAUGAUAUUGAAGAUGCCACCGUCAACAAAAUUGCGCUGUGGCUGUGUACGUUCACCCUGUCUGUCGCAGUGUGUGCUGUGCUCCUUCUCCCCAUCUCCAUUCUGUCCAAUGAAGUGCUGCUCACCUUCCCACAGAGCUACUACAUGCAGUGGCUCAAUGGAUCCCUUAUCCACGGAUUGUGGAACCUAGUUUUUCUUUUCUCCAAUUUGUCUCUAGUCUUUCUCAUGCCCUUUGCCUACUUCUUUACCGAGUCUGAGGGAUUUGCAGGAUCCAGAAAGGGGGUUAUGGCACGAGUCCAUGAAGCAGUUGUGCUGCUGUUGCUGCUGGCUCUACUUGUGCUGGGUAUUGUUUGGGUUGCAUCAGCCCUCCUCCAUGACAACAUGGCCAGGAAAAGCCUCUAUGACCUGUGGGAGUAUUACCUUCCUUAUCUGUACUCGGGCAUCUCCCUGUUUGGAGUGUUGCUGCUUUUGCUGUGCACUCCCUUUGGAUUGUCCCGGAUGUUCAGUGUAACUGGCCGGCUUUUGGUCAAACCGCGGCUGUUGGAAGAUGUAGAAGAUACUUUGAGCUGCACCACAUUUGAGGAAGAAUCGCUCUCCAGGAAACUGAAGAGUGGCAGUACGACGUCAUGCUGGGUCAAGCUAAACAUGGAGGCGAUGAAAAAAGAGUACCUAACAGUCCAGAGCAAGCGCAUUGCGCUGGAAAUGCGGAGGAAAGCGUCCCCAUGGCAGCGAAACUUGGGAUAUCCACUGGCCAUGCUUGUGCUCCUCGCACUGACGGUGAUGUGUGUCCUGAUGGUCUGUUUCAAUGUGUUGGAGUUGCUCCUGGAUGACACGGCUAUGCCCCGAGGAAUGGAGGACCCUCACCUUGGGAUGGCCUCCUUCUCCAUGUUUGGCUCACUGGGCGCUGCAGUUCAAGUAGUCCUUAUUCUCUAUCUGAUGGUGUCCUCAGUGGUGGGUUUCUAUAGUUCUCCUCUCUUUACUGGCCUCCUGCCUCGUGCACAGGACACCAACCUCACACAGAUAAUUGCAAACUGUGUUUCACUGCUUAUUCUGAGCUCGGCACUGCCAGUGUUUUCACGCACACUUGGGAUCACACGCUUCGAUCUACUGGGAGACUUUGGUCGAUAUAACUGGCUGGGGAACUUCUACAUUGUCUUCCUGUACAACAUGCUGUUUGCUGGUCUCACCUCCGCCUCCCUGAUCAAGACUGUCACCUGGGCUGUACAGAGAGAGCUCAUCCGUGCCUUUGGUCUCCACAGACUGCCUUUAACUGUGUCGCGCUCCACCGUCCCCUUCAGACUCCUCCUGGCCAGUGGACUGUCAAAAAUCCAGUGACUUUUCCUCCUCGCCUCUCCUAACCUUUAGAAGCUGAGCCACUUCCAAUGUGCACUAUUGGAUAAAAGACCUUCGCAAUUCAGACACUUUGCCAGUUGGUUGACAUCUCCCCGUGUGAGGAGACCAAAGAAGGUGGCGAGUCUGUCUGCACCGUGUCCAGUGGGAGCUUUGCUUGAAGCUUUAAUGACCAAUGCAUCAGGGUCCAUUUCUCUGCAGUUAUUUGACUGCAGGAACAAAUAUGCAAGCGGUUAGCUGAGUGGUGGUAAAAAACUGGAACAAGGCGAACAGGGAUUUAAGUGGACAAUAAGAGAGCAAUCCUUCCAUAAAACCUGAUUUCUCAUGAAAAGAGGAUCUAGUGGAUAGCCGUUAUUCAAUUGACACAUGUAAAAGUCAGCAGAGUUAUUUUGAAAUAUGACAUUGCAACUGUGACGUAAUUUCCUCUUCCUGCUCCAGGUCAAUUUGAGUGCAGUCUUUCUGUGGCUUUACCCUCUUUGGUUGUACCACUAUUUGAAGAUUGGGAAUUUUACUUCCAUGUGUUUGGUGGUCCAGUCUGCUCAAGUGUUAUGUAAGUUAAUAAGAGGGAAUUGUUAUUGGGAGUAAAUGGGACACAGUACCUUGUCUGUCUAUGGAUCUACAGGUUACACAGGGAAUAAUAUGCGAGUGAGGUAAUCUCAGCACUUUUACGAAUCCAAUUCAGUCAAGAACAUUUUCUUUGGUCAUUUACCAUUUAAGCAGGGUUUUUACUAAUAAAAUAUAUAUAUAUAUAUAUAUAUAUAUAUAUAUAUAUAUAUAUAUAUAUAUAUAUAUAUAAUAAAUAAAUCUCAAGAAAGCUUUACAGUUUGUGCAAACUUUUAAAAGCCAUCUGACGCUCACUAGGAGUAACUUCUGCCUUUGACCAAUCAAACUGUGAAUUAUAAAGAAUUUAUGCGGGGAAAGUGCAAUAUUUUAGUAAGCGCACAGUUUUUAACCUGACCAAAAAAUAAUUUCUAAAUAUUCUGCAUGGUUUCUUUUGAUCUUCUGUGAAGUAUUUUUCUCAUCUCAAACAUCUUUGAAGCUUAGAAUAGUAUCAAGAAGCAAAUGUGACCAUCAAGCCAUGCAAUCUUCCCGGUGUCAGUUUUUAUACUUUGAUCAAUUCUACGAUCUCAUUUACAAUGUGUUGGUGACCCUGUGUCACCGUUUGCCUUUGCUGCUGUAUCAGCAGGUUAUUAGCUGUUGGUUUGACCAGCAGGGGACACUGUCUCUCAAAUCCAAUGCCAGCAUCUGUGUUGUAGGAGUCUCUCUCUCCACUUAGUUAUUAUAUGCUCUCUGUGUGUGUGUGUGUGUGUGUGUGUGUGUGUGGCACUCUAAAGUGUACUCCUUUCACUUUUUCUGGGAAUUUUCUGUUUGUUUUUGGGAACACAAAAUUUACAAUGUACUAUAUUUAUGGGAAUUUUUCGAUCUAUACUUCACAUGUUGACGCUUUAGGAUUUUUAACAGUUGUUAAAAUGUUGAAUGUGAUACAAUUGAGAUGAAAUAUAUUGAGUUCUCAAAGAUACAAAAAAAUAGUAUGUAUGUUCUACUUUUGACAUGCUCUGAUGUUUGAAAUUUUCUGAUCAGAAUUUUCCACCAUUGUUUUACGAGCAAAAAGCAAUAAAGUCAUCUUGUUUUUCA